Scleropages formosus (Asian bonytongue) is the source of this 4986-nucleotide messenger RNA. RefSeq names its product phosphatidylinositol-4,5-bisphosphate 3-kinase, catalytic subunit delta (gene pik3cd). Gene Ontology annotation, cellular component: cytoplasm; plasma membrane; phosphatidylinositol 3-kinase complex. The transcript is spliced from 23 exons. Gene Ontology annotation, molecular function: 1-phosphatidylinositol-4-phosphate 3-kinase activity; 1-phosphatidylinositol-3-kinase activity. Gene Ontology annotation, biological process: phosphatidylinositol-3-phosphate biosynthetic process; cell migration; phosphatidylinositol 3-kinase/protein kinase B signal transduction. Lineage: Eukaryota; Metazoa; Chordata; Actinopteri; Osteoglossiformes; Osteoglossidae. The coding region runs from base 76 to 3213 and encodes 1045 amino acids. The record is from RefSeq and is a predicted model, not a curated record.
UGAUGAUGAUGAUGAUGACCUGGACCAGACAGAAGCCGGAGAACCUGACCUGGCUGUAAAUGAGUGGCCAGCACAAUGGCCCCUGGGGUCUACUGCUUGCCAAAUAUGUGGGAGGGUGGGGUCCAGCAGGUGAAGAUGGACUUCCUCCUCCCAACAGGGAUCUACUUGAGCUUUGGUGUGUCAGGCAAUGACACCAUCGGGGCCAUCAAAAAGACUUUGUGGAGGAACGCAAAGAACGAGCCGCUCUUCUUCGCACUGAGUGACCCCGACGCAUACGUGUUCACGUGCAUCAACCACACAGCGGAGCAGGAGGAGCUGGAGGACGAGCAGCGGAGGCUGUGCGAUGUCCGUCCUAUGAUGCCCAUCCUGAGGCUUGUGGCGCGAGAGGGCGACCGUGUCGAAAAGCUCAUCACCUCCCAGAUAAGCCUACUGAUCGGCAAAGGAGUACAUGAGUUUGACACCAUGAAGAACCAUGAGGUCAACGAGUUCCGUACCAAGAUGAGGACCUUUUGUGAGGAGUUGGCGAUGGAUCGUCAGCGGUUGCCAUGGCAGAAGUGGAUAGAGUACAGUUUCCCAUGUGAUCUGGAGCCUUGCGCCCUGCUGUCCCACAGUGGAAACUUAAGGAAUCGCGCAUCCAAAAAAAUCAUAGUCAACGUGAAGUUUGAAGCGAGUGAUGAAAGCUUCACACUCCAGGUGGAGCCUCAGGAAGUCCCGUUGACCCUGAUGAAAAGUGCGCUAAAGAAAAAGGCAACUGUCUUCCGACCAAUGAAGCAAGAGAAACCAGAGGACUACGCCUUGCAGGUUAAUGGAAGAUGGGAAUUUAUUUAUGGGAAUUUCCCCCUCUGUCAAUUUAAAUACAUUUUUAACUGCUUGCACAGUGGAGUUACCCCACACCUUACAAUGGUCCACUAUUCCACUAUCACGAAGUACCAGGAGGAACAAGGAGGGAUAAGCAGGGAGAUUUCCAAGAAUCGGAGCUCCUCCAAACCUCCCCCACUACCCUUAAAGAAGCAGCAGACCAUGUCCUCGCUGUGGUCCAUCCAGGAUGCGUUCUCUAUCCACCUGAUGCACGGCAGCCGAGUGAACGCCGAUGAAGGGAUGAAGCUGGUGGUCCAGGCUGGUCUUUUCCAUGGCAGUGAGCUCCUGUGUAAAGUGGUGACCAGCAGUGAAGUCAAUGUCUGCUCAGAGCCAGUGUGGGAUCAGAAGCUAGAGUUUGACAUCAACGUGUGUGACCUGCCACGCAUGACCCGCCUCUGUUUCGCUCUGUAUGCUGUAAUUGAGAAGAGCAAGAAACCACGCUCCACAAAGAAGAAGAACAAGAAGGCCGAUUGUCCUUUGUCUUGGGUGAACACUAUGGUGUUUGAUUACAAAGACCAGCUAAAGACGGGGGAAUAUUAUCUAUCCACCUGGCCAUCAGUUCCAGAUGAUAAGACUGACCUGCUGAAUCCAAUGGGUACCGUGGAGAUCAACCCCAACACUGACAGCGCGGCGGGGCUUCUUAUUCGCUUCCAAAAUGUACGCCCUCAUCCUAUCUACUAUCCUUCCCUUGACAAGAUUAAUGACUUCAUGAUAAAUGGAAAAAAGUCCGUAGCCACAAAGGAGGAGCACUUGAAAGUGAGUGAGAUCGUGGAAAAUAAGAACUACACUGAAUUCUUUGAGGAUGACAAGGAGAUACUGUGGAAGUUGCGCUAUGAGGUGCGAGAAAAGUACUCGGAGAGUCUAUCCAAACUAUUGCUCAUCACUAAGUGGAACAAACACGAGGAUGUGGCACAGAUGGUUAGUCUCCUCCAGAAGUGGCCAGACCUCCCAGCACUUCAUGCCUUGGAGCUGCUGGACUACAGCUUCCCUGACCGCAAUGUCCGCUCCUUUACCAUAAGGUGUCUGAGAAAGCUCAGCGACGAUGAACUUUUCCAGUACUUGUUACAACUGGUUCAAGUCCUGAAGUACGAAUCCUACUUGGACUGUGACUUGACAAAGUUCCUCUUAGAAAGAGCUCUCUCCAAUAAGAAGAUCGGACACUUUUUGUUUUGGCAUCUCAGGUCAGAAAUGCACGUGCCAUCUGUAAAUCUGCGCUUUGGUCUCAUUCUUGAGGCCUACUGCCGAGGCAGCAUUUACCACAUGAAGACUUUAAUGAAGCAGAACGAAGCUCUUAACAAGAUGAAGUCCCUGAACGACUUCGUGAAGUCAGCCUCUCAGAAGGGCACUCGAACACAAACCACAGGAGAAAUGAAGAAGUGCAUCAAGCAGGAGACCUUCAUGGAGGCGCUGUCUGACCUGCUGUCGCCCCUCAACCCAAGCCUCAUACUCUCUGAGAUCUGUCCAGACAGAUGUAAGUACAUGGAUUCUAAGAUGAAGCCCCUCUGGUUGGUGUACAAGAAUGAGAAGGUGCAAGGGGACCCACUGGGCAUUAUCUUCAAGAAUGGAGAUGAUCUUCGGCAAGACAUGCUGACUCUCCAGAUGAUACAGUUAAUGGAAAUUCUUUGGAAGAAAGAAGGACUUGAUCUGAGGAUGAUUCCAUAUGGCUGCCUCUCGACUGGGAACAAGACGGGUCUGAUUGAGGUUGUGAAGAACUCGGACACCAUUGCCAACAUUCAGCGCAACAACAGCAACAGUGCUGCCACCGCGGCCUUCAACAAGGAUGCCCUACUUAACUGGCUCAAGUCCAAGAACCCAGGGGAUAAACUGGAACAAGCUAUUGAGGAAUUUACUCUGUCCUGUGCUGGCUACUGUGUAGCCACUUACGUUUUGGGAAUUGGAGACCGUCAUAGCGACAAUAUCAUGAUCAGGGAAAACGGCCAGCUGUUCCACAUUGACUUUGGACACUUUCUCGGCAACUUCAAAAGCAAGUUUGGGAUCAACAGAGAACGGGUUCCAUUCAUUCUGACCUACGAUUUUGUCCAUGUUAUUCAGCAAGGGAGAACCAACAACAGUGAGAAGUUUGAAAGGUUUCGGGAAUACUGUGAACAGGCUUACAAGAUUCUCUGUCGCAAUGGGACCUUGUUUGUAAAUUUGUUUGCCCUAAUGAGAGCUGCAGGACUCCCAGAGCUCAGUUCCUCCAAAGACAUCCAGUACUUAAAGGACUCAUUGGCUUUGGGAAAGUCAGAGGAGGAGGCCUUGAAGAAUUUUAAAGUCAAAUUUAAUGAAGCUCUACGUGAGAGCUGGAAAACCAAAGUGAACUGGAUGGUCCACAGUGUUUCCAAAGACAACAGAUGAAGAACUUUUUGUGCCUGUACUGAGUGUGGAUGGGUAUCGAAGACUACACCCAGUUCUCGUGAUCCUGGUGCAGGAAAUGUAUCUUAUUGAUGCUGAUAAAAAGGGCUGUUUCCUUGUCUUUUCUGUGUUGUAUGUUCAUAUUUUUAAACCACUUUAAUUCAUGUUUGGUGAAUGUUUACACUGGCACUGUAAUACUGGUUGAUUAUGAUGUCACAUAAUUUAAUGAGAAUACAUUAAGUGACAAAGGAUGCAGUGGAAUAUCGGUGCCAGCAAUAGCCUGUUGACUUAAAAGAAAAAACAACACUUGUGGUGUUACACAUUGUUUACAUCCGUUAUGGAUGAAGUCAGUGAAUAUGUAUUUAUUGGUUUUUUUAUGUUGAUUGUGUUUUUUAAAUAACGUUAUUUCCAUUUACAUUUUCUAUUUAAGAUUCUCAAGAUGGUAAAGUUUUUUUUUAAAUACCUAGAGCAGCAGUGGUUAUAGGAGUUUGCACCACAAUAUGACAGGAAAGGUUUUUUAAAUCUAAUAUAAAGACAUUUUUACCAAAGGAACUGUUGAAACUUUUGUAUGAAGUGUUACAUUAAUGAUCCUCUAUCCAGAGGUGUAAAAGUUAUGCAUGAUUUAUAUGCAGAUGGUCAAUUCCCUAGACUAAAGACAUUGAAAAUAAGGUUUAAAAAUAGAGUAUAAAUUGUAGCUCUUUGUGAAUCAAGUCAUUUACUGUAAAAAUUAUUGUACUGCUUUGUUAUUCUGUGUGCCUAAAUGACAGUUUUUGUAUGACAAACUUUGGAAAAUAGUCUAUAUUAAGCACUGUAUAUCCCAAUCACAGAAGAAUGAAAAGUCUGAACAAUUGAAUAUUAAUUUUACAAUUAAUCAACCAGAAUUGAUAAGGCAAUGAUCAUAUUUCAGAUGUUCUGAAUAGGUCCCAACUAGAAGUAUUUUUGUUUACGUGCACCUUUGUAUGGUCCGGGACAAUAUGUGCAUAUGUGUGUAAAUUAACAGUGAAUUUGGUGAACUUCAUCAGGAGGAUAAACUAAGUUGAGCCUGUUCAAAUGUACGUUUUUCAGUUUUCUGACACAUAAAAUGUUAUUGCAAAUAGUGCUGAAAUUGUCAUUUGAAAAACAAAUGUAAAAGUAUACACAGUGUUUUCCGCUGUCCUAAAAGUCAGGUGUUUUAAGAUUUAUAGGUUGGUUAAAUGACUAAAAGUAUGUGUGUGCACACGUGUUUGUCUACUAUCCAGUUUUUCAGUGAAACUUCAAGGGUGACACUGUGUAUUUCCAAGGCCACUUACGGAAAAAAACUAAGCAGGAAAUGUCUUUCUACGAAGAGCCAAAGUAUCCAUUUUGGGCCAAAAUAAGAUGAUUUUUGACAUCCAAAUUUUAUGUUGUCUUCAAUAUAAAUAUCAUUAGAUCUAGCUUUUAAUGAUAUUUCACCUAAUGAUGUAUCAUAUUUAGCCACAUCCAGACUGUCUGUUUUAUUGGAUUAAGCCAAUAUAUAUGAAAACUUGACAAAACAUUUUAAAAUUUUUCUGAAGUAGCUUGAAUACAGCACUGAGCAUAAAGCUUCAGUAUUAAUAUUUCAUGCAAGUUUUGAUGUUCCUUUGCAACUUUGUAUUGGAUAAGAGGAUCUAGAUCUAUCACCACCAUGUAAGAGCCAGCUGUCAAUGAAGAGUGAUGUUUACCAUGCCUGUGCCAUAGCCUGCCUUAAAGCUCAGUUUGUAAUGUGUAAAAGUCCUUUUUGUACAUUUAAAUGUAGAAAGUAUUUGACUGUCACUGAAA